UGAAACAUUAAUUUAUAAGACAAAACUGCCCUUUUCUCUCUCUAAUACUCUCUGUCUCUCGCAUACACAUAUCAUCUCUCAAAGUGUCAUUCUUGCUUUUAGACCAGUACCAACCAAGUGGGUUUGAUUUUCAUCUCUUUGAAGACUCAUCAAUUAGCUUUUUCUCUCCCUUUUUCAGCUUCUUGAUCUAUGGAUACUAGUGCUCAGUGGCCACAGGGGGUAGGGUUGGUGAAACCCAUGGAAGGCUCAAGGGCUAUAACUGAAAGGAAGCCAAGACCACAAAAGGAACAAGCUUUGAACUGCCCUAGGUGCAAUUCAACCAACACCAAGUUUUGUUACUACAAUAAUUACAGUCUCACUCAACCAAGGUACUUUUGUAAGACUUGUAGAAGAUAUUGGACUGAAGGAGGGUCUCUCAGAAACGUUCCAGUUGGAGGAGGUUCAAGGAAGAACAAGAGAUCAUCGUCGUCGUCAUCACCGUCACCAUCAUCAAAAAAGCUUCCCGAUCAUCUGGGCCCACCAAGUUUCUCAUCUCAGUCUGCCUCUCAAAACCCUAGGAUCCAUGAAAACCUCAACCUAGCUUACCCAGCAAGUACAAGUGAUAAUUACCAUAAUGCCCUUAAUCCUAACCCUUCCUCUACUUCACCUCAUGUGUCAGCCAUGGAGCUUCUCAAGACUGGGAUUUCUUCAAGGGGACUCAGUUCUUUCAUGCCGAUGCCAAUUCCGGACUCGAAUUCAAUCUACCCAUCUGGGUUUCCUAUGCAAGAAUUCAAGCCAAGCCUCAAUUUUUCUCUAGAUGGGUUUGAAAGUGGGUAUCAUCAUCAUCAUCAUCAAGAAAAUAGUAGCGCGAGGUUGUUUUUUCCAUUUGAGGAAUUGAAGCAAGCACCAAACACGGCUGAGAUUGAGCAGAAUAGUGGACAAGGAGGACCUAGUGGGUACUGGAGUGGGAUGUUAGGUGGAGGGGCAUGGUAAUUUGGUAAAUUAUUCAAAAAAAUGGAAAGCAACAACAUGAAGAAGUGAAGUUGGUAUUAUUUGAUAUUUAUUUGAGUUUAAUUUGGGGAAAAAAAUGACUUGAUUUUAUUUUCUCUCUCCUGUUUGGAUCUUCUUUUUCCCUUUCUACUCUUUAUUUCUUUUUCUUUCUUUUUUUUUCUUUUCCUUUCUAAUAUGCUUGUUGAUCAAUUUGAAUGUUUGAAGCUUGUUUAGGUUAUAGCUUCAAAAUGUUCUAUCAGUUUUAUGUUGCUGAUGUUGCAUGAAAUAAUUGUUUUUGAGUACAUAUAUAGAAAUGAGUCAGUGAAAUGUUGAAGACUAGUAAAAUUUGCA
This is a messenger RNA of Camellia sinensis, 1320 nucleotides long. Its product is annotated as dof zinc finger protein DOF3.7. NCBI's taxonomy places the organism in Eukaryota, Viridiplantae, Streptophyta, Magnoliopsida, Ericales, Theaceae. The record is from RefSeq and is a predicted model, not a curated record. Gene Ontology annotation, biological process: regulation of DNA-templated transcription. Gene Ontology annotation, molecular function: DNA-binding transcription factor activity; DNA binding.